AUUACUGAAGACCAAUGGAAUCAUCAUACGAGUAAUAAUAAAACCUCCUGUGAAGAAACUGCAGAGAGUGAGAGAACCACAUACCAAAGAAGAAAAAGAGAAAAUGAUAGCGGGAACCCACCUUUCGCAAAUGAACACAUACGACCUUCAAAUCGGCGGCGUGGGAGUCAAGACUCGAGUGGUCGACGACGUAAUGCUUGUGGAGGCAGCCCUGGCAGAGCUGGGGGUCGGCGGCGACGGCGGAGCACAUCCCAUCGUUGGGGUGGACGUGAAGGUAUCCUCGGAUCUGUUCGGAAGGGGCAGAAGAUGCGAUCUGUUGAUCCUAUGCACCAGAUCCAACUGCCUAAUCCUGCAAUUGGAUUGCAUGAGACGCUAUAAAUGUAUCUCUCGAAUAGUGACUACGUUCCUGAUUUUGAAGGAUGUUUCUUUUGUGUGUCCCAAUGGAUUUAAAAAGAGGACCCGGGGUCUGCCAUUGUUUCCUCACGCUGAUGAAUUUUUGGUGACAUCUGGCUGCUGUGGGCGUAAAAGGCGCCCGAUCUGGUUUUACUGCUCGGAGAUUGGGGCCGUUGAGGUCGGUGAUUACGCUGCAAGGGCUCUGAAAAACCCCAAACUUCUCAAGUGUGAAUCGUCCCAGAAACUGGGAGACGAAGCCGGGGUGGACCUCACUACUGGUAAUUCAGCAAAACAGCGACCAAAGUGGGAUUCUAAAGUUUUUUCCGAGGAGGAAGUUCUCUUUGUUAUGCAUGAUGCUGCCGCCUCCUACCGGAUUGUCCACAAGCUCCUCCAUGAAAAAUAAUUAAAUAAAUCAUCUCAAUCUUAUUGGUCUUUGUUCAUCCACUAGUUUCAAGUACGUACUCCGUAAUUUUUCAAGUGAUUGGCUGCACUGCAAUCACUUAUUUUAUUAUUGUUAAUUUUAUCAAUCUUAUUGUUAUUAUUAUUGUUAUUGUGGUUCUUUACUCCUUUUAUUACUUUUUUCGUAUUAUUAUCUAUUACAGAGUAUUAUUAUUAUGGUUAUUAUUAUAGUCACACUUUAUUACGAUAGUAUUUGAUCACAAAAUUCUUGAUA
Messenger RNA from Cuscuta epithymum, 1066 nucleotides. Lineage: Eukaryota; Viridiplantae; Streptophyta; Magnoliopsida; Solanales; Convolvulaceae. The record is from the annotation of a GenBank genome assembly.